CUGUGAUCCAGUUCCUCUUCUGGAGUCUCUGAAUCCAGACAAUUUGACAAUCAAGAUUAACUGACAAUUAAGAGGCUCCUUGUAUGCUGAAAUAGCCCUUAAAGACCAUCUCACCUCUUCUUUACAUGCAUCUCACACAGUCAAAACCAAGUAGCCACAAAAGUCAAAUGGAAUCAGGUGGAACAAAACUUGUACGCGGUGACUCCCUUAUCAUGAACCCAGCGAGACAAAAAGGAAAGGGAUAUUUCUUUAUUUCUCUGGCCUUUGUCAAAGCCUGAAGUCUUUGGAGUCCGUUGUAGAAAAUCGUUUAUUCCCCUGUUUUGCCGAGGCAUGGUCGUCUUCAACAUUCUCUUUUUCCCCAGGGACUAGAGACAUGUGGCGAGCCUACCGGGACAUGAGAGAAGCCAAUUACAAAAAUUCAGACAAAUACUUCCAUGCCCGGGGGAACUACGAUGCUGCCAAACGGGGACCUGGCGGUGCCUGGGCUGCUAAAGUGAUCAGUGACACCAGGGAAGGUAUUCAGAGAUUAACGGGCCAUGGAGCAGAAGACUCGAGGGCUGACCAGUUUGCCAAUGAAUGGGGCCGGAGUGGCAAAGACCCCAACCACUUCCGGCCUGCAGGUCUGCCUAGCAAGUACUGAGCUCCCUCCUCACUCUGCCCUCAAGGAAAUCCAGCUGUGAAUUUCUGAGGGCUGGGACAUUUGCUGAACUAGUUACUUAAUUUGAUAUCCCUAGUACUUAAGCUAGAUCACAUAAAAAUGUUUAAUAAAUGUUUGUGAAGUCCAA
Messenger RNA from Heterocephalus glaber (naked mole-rat), 785 nucleotides. NCBI's taxonomy places the organism in Eukaryota, Metazoa, Chordata, Mammalia, Rodentia, Bathyergidae. The record is from RefSeq and is a predicted model, not a curated record.